Messenger RNA from Acaromyces ingoldii, 977 nucleotides. RefSeq lists its product as hypothetical. NCBI's taxonomy places the organism in Eukaryota, Fungi, Basidiomycota, Exobasidiomycetes, Exobasidiales, Cryptobasidiaceae. The transcript is spliced from 3 exons. The coding region runs from base 96 to 812 and encodes 238 amino acids. The record is from RefSeq and is a predicted model, not a curated record.
ACCGCCGCGAUCACCUCUAACGCUCUUUCCUCCUCCUUCUCCCUUUCCUCCUUCCAACAGUUAUCAUCAGCAAGACAACCAAAGAUUGACACACGAUGAAGCCUAUCGCUGCUCUCCUUCUGACCCUCUUUCUCGUUCUCGCCAGCGCAGUCUCGGCCCAGACUACUGGAUCUCAGCCUGCUACGAACUCUUCGGCAAGCUCCUCCAGCUCGGGCGGCAGUACUGACUCUGCGACGGGCAAUGGCCAGGACGGCGUCGCUGGCAUCGACCCGUGCUUUAUCCAAUGCGCCAGCAAGAGCAUUGGAGUUGCUGGCUGCAACGGAUUGGCCGAUUCAUCUUGUUUCUGCAAGAAACAAUCCUUCGUCGAUGCCGCUGGCAAGUGUGUCAUGGAGAAUUGCAAGGACGUCGAGCAAGAGAAGCUGGCCGCUGGCGUUGAGAUGCUCAAGACCGUUUGCACGCCUAUCAUGGGCGAUGACUACCAGCUCAAGUUCCCUGGCGCUGCCAACAUGACCACCAACGCGACCAGUGUCGGUGCCGGUGGAGCAGCUGGCACCGAAACGAGCACGUCUGGGGGCACGGCCGGCACCAGCGGCAGCACCACUUCCACCAUCCCCACCACGUCCAGCAGCUCCUCUGGUGGCACCCUCUCGGCCGGCGUGGGCGUCAACAACCACACCGCCUCCAUCUCGGCCGCGGGCAACGUUACGUCGCACAGUGCAAACGGCGCAGCCACCGUCCAGGGCCCGGUCCAGCUCUACGGCGCCUUUGCCGUCCUUGCUUCUCUCCUCCUGGGCGUCCUUACCGUCUUCUGAGGAUCGCCUGCCUCAGCACAGCUACGCCAGCAACGACUAUGACAGACCCAGAAAGAAAGACGGCUGCCUCUGGGCCAACUUCAGAGGCAGACCUCUCCGGCUCUACGUCUCGCUAUAUCCCAAGCUUCUUUCCCCCUAUUAGUCUCUCUCUCCCACUCCUUCCCU